GUUAUUCUGUCACGUAUUCUUUGUUUCUGCAGCUCUUCCGUGAUUCUUCUCAGACAUGUAGACUCCGGACCCCGCCGCAGAAAUGGUCCACGUCUAUAACUGUCACCCGUUCGCGUCUCAGCACAUCGUGGCGGCGGAGCAGGAGCCCGGGCUGGUGUGCUGCGGCGGCGGGGCGCUGUUCGUGGUGAGCGCCGGCGGCUGUAAGAUCGAGGCGUAUGAGCUGCAGCGGGAGGGAUGUCCGCUCAUCUGCCGCUUCAGCAGCAUGGGCUCCGUGCUCCGCAUCCGCCACAGCGCUGUGGGGGACUACCUAGUGACCAUUGAGGAGAAGAACAAGGCCACUUACCUCAGGGCCUACACUAACUGGAGGUACCAGGCCGCUGAGAAGACUCGUGUUGGGGUGCGUCUGCUGGGUCACCUCCUGCGGGGCUCGUCCUUCCGCGGAGCUCCUAAAGAGCAGAUGGAGAUUAUUGAGAUCCCUCUGUUUGAGCCGCCGCUGUGUAUGGCGUGCUGCAGUCUUACCGGUGAUCUUCUAGUGGGCUGUGCCAAGAGUUUGGUGGUCUUCAGUCUGAAGCGUCAGACGCUGAGCGAGCAGCUCUCUGUGCUGGACUUCGAGAGGGUGCUGAUUCUUCAUAUCCAGGGCUGGAGCCCGUCUCAGGUGGCCUUCUGUGCUGGAUACAUAGCCCUUCAGACGGAGCUGGAGGUGCUGGUGGUAAAGCUCACCCCGCGGCAGAAGAGCAGCCCGGUUGCAGAGGAGCACGCACUGCUACCUGAAGAUAUCAUGACGGAAUCCAGCAUUGAUGAAGACGCAGAGAUGACAAAAGAUGGAUUCAGUCCCCUCCAUGCGCAAGAGGACUUCUUUCUGUUCCCAAAGCAUCAGGAGAUGUUGGGAAAUGAAGCGCAGGAGUGUGGCGUCUCUUUAGUUCUGGAGUGGACCGGUAUGGAGGCAGAGAGCCGAGGGGACAUGAGCGUGGUUUACGUCUUAUUCAGGCGGUUUGCGCCUGAUUUCUUUCAAGGCUGCAGCGUUGAGGAGACACGCUUGCAUUCCCUGCAGCUCCACCCCAUGUUUACUGGUAAACGGAAAGAAGCCUCCAUCUCCAAAGGAGGGGAACCUACGUGUAUGUUUGUUUUCUUCUCCUUGCCGAACACCGGCUACAUGUACAGCUUGAAGAACACAGUGGAGCUCGUGUCCACCUACCAGUACCCAGAAAAGACCCAUCAGGCUGUGCUCAGUGACCAGUUCCUCUACAUCAUCACCAGGAAUGCUCUCCAGUGUUUCACUGUCAGAUGCAGUGCUGUAGCGGCUCGGGUUGAUGACCCAUACAUCGACACCACCAUGAAGGCCUGUCCUCCCAUCACGAUGGAGGUGUGUGCUCUGAGGAUCCAGCUCUUCAUUGGGCUGAAGGUUCUCUGUCAGGACGGAAAUCAGAUCGUUCUCCUGACAGCAGCAGAUGUGGACAGCAAAGAGGACACGGAGAGAACAGCCCGCAGAAACACUGAAUCGAGGGAACACAGAACCCUGACAGGCAUUUUAGUAGCUGUAGGUCUAGAGCCGUCCUCGACGCCAGCACUGGAAAGCCUUCUGUCCAGGUCCUUCCUAUCCAGGAAGACCUCUGUCUGCAAACCCACAGAGCCGGCUGACAGCGGUCACGGCUGGAACCUCUACGUCAUCACUUCUGUGUCCACACUGCAGCUCUACAGAGAAAUAGUGGAGUACAGUAAGCGAUACGAGCAGUCGAGCCCGUCGUCUCAGAGCUGCGUUCACCUGCUGAGCGAGGGUCACCUGCUGCUGCGGACGGCACUGCUCCUGCAGGACUGUGAGUCUGCCGAGAGAGCGCAGCUGCAGCAGGCCUUUCAGGAGAGCUGCACUCACUUAGGAGACCGCUUCAGCAGGUUUGAUAAGGACUGUCACUUGGCUCUCCCAUACUAUAAGAUGUCAGGCCUCACCGUGACUGAUGUUAUUAAGAGGAAUAUGUCCAUGAGCAGCGUCUCAACUGGUUAUGGCAAAGGAUUUAUCUUCUUCCUGAAGCAUUCGCUCUAUGAGGAAACCAUGGAGGAGCUUAGCAAGGACAUGGCUGAUAAAGUCCUGGAGAUCUUCAGUGUGGCUGAACCCGCUCAGCUUCCUCAUGUGGUGAGCAGUCCGUCCAUGCUGAACGCUGAUCCUGACUGCGCCGUGACCCAUCUGAGACAGCUGGAGGCCUGCGGCGCCCCAUCCAUCACCCCGUCCCUGUGUAUGGCCUCCCUGGCCCUGCGCAAGGGUGACCUGCACAGCUACAGGCAGCAGAUGGACCGCCACGCUGAGAUGCUGCAAGUAUAUGGCUUCAUAGAAGAGCCCAAGCUGCUGCUGCACGGCAGAGGGAAGGCCGUGCUGCCCACCAUACUGUCCCAGCACCUGCACGACACACAGGAGGGGCUGCUGGUGGCGGCGGUCGUGGCGCUGCACGAGAACAGCAAGAUCAGACUGGAGGAGGCCGAUCUCUUCUUCCAGGAGCUGUGUAAGGAUGGCGUGGAGGCUGAGAGCAGUCCUCAGUUACUGGUGGAUUUCUGGGAGGCUCUGUUAGUAGCGUCCUCUCAUGAAUCCAUCAUCCAGGAGCUGCUGUUUCGUCUCACGUCCGUCUAUAUCGACCGUAUCACGCGCAGAGAUCACUCCGGCGUCAAAGCCCUCAAAACGGCUGAGGAUCUGAUAAACUCCUGCUCUCAUUACGGGAUGCUGUACCCGUGGGUGAGCAUCCUGACGCCUGUCCAGUUCAGCAUCACCCAUGACCACCAGGAGGACCUGCACAAACUUCAGUCUCUGCUGUGCGGCCCAACGCUGGAGGUCUCGUUUAUCCUGCCUCUGCUGGAGCAGCUGUCUGACUCUGACCGCACCGGUCUCAGUGUGCAUGUGCUCUGUGCCACCAAACUGGGCCAGCACGAGACAUCCAUCGACAGACUGCUAGACCGGUGUCCACAAGCCAUCAUCUCCUACGCCAACCACGAGCUACAGAACGACAAACUGUCUCUGUGGUGGCAGAAGCUUUUCCCCGAGGUCUGUGACAGGAUAAGGACAGCAGGAAAUGACAACACCGUCCUCCUCUCAGCACUCAAAGAAACUCUGGUUGUGGCGGCCAAGGAGUUGAACCCGCUGGAGUUCCUGGACUUGCUGCCGGAUGAUGGAACGGCUCAUUUCUUCCUGCCACAUCUACUCGAAUGCAGCCAGUGAAAUCUCGUGACUGUUAGCAUGUAUUUUAGACAAUCAGAGAAUCAACACUAAACCUGUUUAAAGACUAGAUCUGGAUCAACAGUCUUCCUGCUGCUUUGAAUGCUGAUAGUCAAAAAAAAGAGUUUGUUCAUCUCAUUAGGCAUGUGCGACCGCUGUGAACAUGAUCUGAUAGGAAGUAUGUUACAAUCAUUCAUAUAGUCUGGAUAUUAUUAUUAUACGUUUACUU
Molecule: messenger RNA, 3425 nt
Organism: Sinocyclocheilus rhinocerous
Lineage: Eukaryota; Metazoa; Chordata; Actinopteri; Cypriniformes; Cyprinidae
Gene: hps3
Product: HPS3 biogenesis of lysosomal organelles complex 2 subunit 1
Exons: 19
Coding region: 83-3199 (1038 amino acids)
Biological process (GO): organelle organization
Cellular component (GO): cytoplasm
Source: RefSeq, a predicted model, not a curated record